AUGUAUCCGUUCCAUUCCAAUUCGGCCGACGCAAAGUCAUCCCUACUUGAACAACGUAUUGUUUUACGCUUUUACUCUUUUGACAAUAAAACUAGACACAUAAUCUUAAUCUUUCCAAUAUCCACGUAUAUACUUCUCUUUUUCCUGAUUAUAUCUCAUCUGAAGCAAGUUGCCAAAUCAAAGGAAAAUGUAUUUUAUUUUAUAAUUAUUAUAUGAUACCACCAUCUAAUAAAUACUAGUACUAGUUGAAAGGGCCAUAAACUACUCUGAUCUAUUUCUGAACUCUUUAGUUUCCCUAUAUAAAACCCUCUUCUCAUGCAUCGACUCUUACUUUAUAUUAUAUCUGCUUCUUCUAUUUCUUUCUGCUGAAUUGCUGCCACCCUUUCUGUUUCACAGGAGUUGAAACAAAAUAAAAUGGAAGAAACUGCUUUCUUCUCUAUAUAGAUUUUGGCAGAGAAAGAUAAUAUAUAAUACUUUUUUUUCUUUCUUUAUUUAUUUAUUAAAAGUAUUGUAAUCUAUAAUGCCAGUUCCACUUGCUCCUUAUCCAACACCACCGGCUCCACAUACUCCUCCAUCCGCAAAUGGUCAACAGAGCCAACUUGUGUGUUCUGGCUGUAGAAACCUUUUGCUCUAUCCGGUUGGAGCCUCCUCUGUUUGCUGUGCUGUUUGCAAUGCAGUCACCGCCGUGCCGCCUCCCGGAACGGAAAUGGCCCAGUUAAUCUGUGGAGGCUGCCAUACAUUACUAAUGUACAUCCGUGGCGCAACAAGUGUCCAAUGCUCAUGCUGUCACACUGUGAAUCUAGCCAUGGAAGCAAAUCAGGUGGCACAUGUCAAUUGUGGCAGCUGCAGGAUGCUACUGAUGUACCAAUAUGGAGCAACAUCUGUUAAAUGUGCAGUUUGCAAUUUUGUAACUUCAAUUGGGGUCAGUUCAAAUUAUGCAUCAACAAGCAUCACAGAGCAGAAGUUCAGCAACUAAAUCAAACUAUAUAUAGAGCAAAGUUAAAUGAUACAGAGACUCUACUAUCUUGGUUUUGCUAGUUACAUGUUGUUGGCCAUAAGAAUAAAGACUUUGUAAAGAGUACCAUAUUAUGAGAGAGGGAACUCUCCACAUUUUAUAGAGUUACUUUUCUCUGCGUGAUUUAUUUUUUUGUUUGUUUGGGGGGGUGGUUGUUUUGAUUUAGAUUGGGUGUGUAAAUAACUAUUAUGCUAAGAUUUUAAGUAUGUGUGCUUUUUCAAUAUUAAAUAGAGGUGAAUUCUAUCCAA
Molecule: messenger RNA, 1263 nt
Organism: Arachis ipaensis
Lineage: Eukaryota; Viridiplantae; Streptophyta; Magnoliopsida; Fabales; Fabaceae
Source: RefSeq, a predicted model, not a curated record